AAAGAAUUUUGUGGUGCACCAACUGGCGGAUGGACUGCGAGUUAAAUCUCUGGUUUCAAGACAAUAACACAUAAACUUCUGACACUAUGGAUGAAGAGCCAGAGAGAGCCAAGCGCUGGGAAGGAGGCUAUGAAAGGACAUGGGAGGUGCUUAAGGAGGAUGAGUCUGGCUCCCUUAAAGCCACAGUGGAGGAGAUCCUGUACGAGUCCAAAAGAAAAAGGGUGACACAAAGCCAUGCACAAGUCAGACUUGGGAUGAUGCGCCACCUAUAUGUUGUUAUUGACUGUUCACGCAGUAUGGAGGACCAGGACUUAAAACCCAACCGUCUCACCUCUACCCUGAAGCUGAUGGAGGGAUUCAUCGAUGAAUAUUUUGACCAGAAUCCCAUCAGCCAGGUUGGCAUUAUCACCACCAAAAACAAAAGGGCUGAGAAGCUUACAGAACUUGCAGGAAAUCCAAAGAAGCACAUUGCUGCUCUGAAGAAAGCAGUUGACAGCUCAUGUAUCGGAGAGCCUUCUCUGUACAACUCUCUCAGCCUGGCUAUACAAACUCUCAAGCACAUGCCUGGACACACCAGCAGAGAAAUCCUUAUCAUCCUGAGCAGCCUGACCACAUGUGACCCAGCUAACAUAUAUGAGCUAAUCAAGACCCUGAAGUCUCUUAAGGUGCGAGUGUCAGUAAUUGGCCUGUCAGCGGAAGUUCGAGUGUGCACAGUUCUGACCAGAGACACGGGUGGAUCCUACAAUGUCAUCCUAGAUGAGAGUCACUUCAAAGAGCUGCUCAUGCUUCAUGUCAAACCUCCGCCAGCAAGCUUCUCAUCGGAAAGCUCUUUAAUACGAAUGGGUUUUCCUCAGCACACUGUAGCCUCUCUGAAUGAUCAAGAUGUCAAACCGUCAUUCAGCAUGUCUCAUUUGGACAGCAGUGGCAGCCCGGCUCUGACUCUAGGAGGAUACUUCUGUCCACAGUGUCAAGCAAAAUACACAGAGCUUCCUGUGGAGUGUAAAGUCUGUGGUUUGACACUGGUGUCUGCUCCACAUCUGGCCAGAUCCUUUCAUCAUCUGUUUCCCCUCCAAGCAUUUGUUGAGAGUCCAGCUGAGAAUUAUCAACAGAAUAGGUUCUGUCAGGCCUGUCAAGGGCAGCUGAAAGAUAAAAAUGUCUUCGCCUGUCCUUUGUGCCGCAGUGUGUUCUGUGGGGAGUGUGAUCUCUUCAUCCAUGAAUCACUGCACUGCUGUCCCUGCUGCAUUCACAGUCGGACUGCUACAUGAGCCCCAAACUGAGGCGGUCCUAGCCAGUUUGGCACUCUGGGCAAAGCACUCUACAAAGGGAGUGAGGUGGAUUGGGUGCACUACUGACAAUCCGAUCCUCCGGUUGAAAGCAGUGGGGGGAGGAAGGAGAGGAGAAUAUACACAAUGUGAGGGGCUGAGGGCACUCAUGUCACCCACAAGAUAACACCCUGGGUGGUUGCCCAUUUUGCCCAUAUCAGAAACUGCCACUGGGCCCAAAGAAUCAGUCUUCCUGCCCUGUAUCAACCCCUCACCUCUGAUCCCUCUGUCUGAAGAAUUGGCUCUCACAACUCACGAUUUUGUUUUUCAGGCUGCAUGAAGAUCACCCUACUAACAAUGCUUAAAAUGUUUUGUUUUGAAGAGUAAAAGGUUGUUUUUCAUUCAUCCUUCCCUUCCAUCGAAACAUUAAGGAUAAAACUGCUGUGUCUGUAAAUAAAA
Molecule: messenger RNA, 1721 nt
Organism: Poeciliopsis prolifica (blackstripe livebearer)
Lineage: Eukaryota; Metazoa; Chordata; Actinopteri; Cyprinodontiformes; Poeciliidae
Product: general transcription factor IIH subunit 2-like
Exons: 15
Coding region: 87-1265 (392 amino acids)
Biological process (GO): DNA-templated transcription; nucleotide-excision repair; regulation of transcription by RNA polymerase II
Cellular component (GO): transcription factor TFIIH holo complex; transcription factor TFIIH core complex
Molecular function (GO): zinc ion binding
Source: RefSeq, a predicted model, not a curated record